UUACAUGCGUUGAAGCUUGCAAAUACUGGCGAAAGAGGCGCAUUCGAUCCCGUGCCACACAUCGUUGGCGAAAUCAUGGACAGAUGUAAGCUUCUGUGCUUCGAUGAAUUUCAGGUAACCGACAUCGCCGACGCAAUGAUUUUGAAGAGAUUUUUCUCUUUGCUGUUCGAUGAAGGUCUUGUGGUUGUCGCUACUUCCAAUCGUCCUCCAACCGACCUGUAUAAGAAUGGGUUGCAACGACAUCAGUUUGUGCCAUUCAUUGGUAUACUACAGGUAACGCCUUUCUUAUGUGUUUUGGUUCUAUAG
Messenger RNA from Strongylus vulgaris, 306 nucleotides. The record is from the annotation of a GenBank genome assembly. NCBI's taxonomy places the organism in Eukaryota, Metazoa, Nematoda, Chromadorea, Rhabditida, Strongylidae.